GCUGAUCCUCCAGGGAACUGAGAAGGUUUAUAGUCCUGUGAGUUCAACACUGCAGGACUCAGACCUGUCAGUGGAGCCAGCAGAAACAACCAGCACCAUGACCCUCAUCACCAUCCUCAUCUGGACGCUGACCUGCUGCUGUUUUACAGGAUGCAGCGCUCAGGUGACUGUGACUCAGCCUCCACUGGUGUCAUUUACACCAGGAUCCACUGCCACCAUCAACUGUACGACAAAUACUGCUGUUAAACGCUGGUCUGAUGAUGAUCAAGGUAUGCAGGCUACCGGUAUCAGUAGAAAAAAACACAUCAGUUAGCGCAACAAAUCAAUAACUUUAACAUUUAGCCUUUUUUGCAGAGAACAUCUCAGACUCUAUGUUUCAAAUGCGAUUAUUUUCCCCCCAUUGAUUCCACGUGUAUCUUAUAAUUCACCCAUUCCGCUAGAGGGCGCUGUUGAUCAGGCAAUGGAGCCCAUGUUGGCACGGGAGGAGGAAACUACAACAAUGCAAACAAACGAAACCUUUUUCUUUUCCCAUAUGAAUGUGUAACACGUUUGAAGCAUCACCUCCUCCACGAUAUCCCGGAACACUGACCCCAUGGGAGGGGGGCGGCAUGCUGUUGGGAUCUUCCCGUCCUCCAGUCGCCGACAGGUAACCUCGAUCUCCGGCUGUGGUCGCAGCGAAAAUGUGUGGCCAGAGAGGAAACCCGCUGAAAACAACACUUCAGCUGAUGUCUCAGCUUCUGUGGGUGGUGGGUCUGGUUCUGGCCAUGGGGGGAGUCUACCUUCUGAUGAAGUACAGACACUACAGCUUGUUUUUUACUCAAACCUACAUCCUCCUUCCAGUGGCCUUCACUCUCUGCAGCGCUGCCUUACUUCUCGGCACCGGCUUCCUCGGCACCUGGCUGAGCCUCAGGGACUCCCGUUGUCUGCAAGGACUGUUUGUUUAUCUGCUGGUUGUGAUCUUCUGCCUGGGAAGCACCGCCUCUGCCCUGGCCUACGUCCAAUCCAGAAAGUUGGAUACUGAGACGGCAUCUCUCGGCGAGGUGUUUCAGAACUACACCGGCAGCAGUCGGGACAUAAACUCUCGGGCUGUUGAUGCUACCCAAGAGGAGCUCCAGUGCUGCGGCGUCAGCAACUACACAGACUGGCUGGGCGCCUCUUGGCUUAAUCAAACUGGUGAAAAUUUGGUUCCUCGCAGCUGCUGUAACACUACCUUCCCCUCAUGUGAUGGCAAUGUGGACGAGCCUUGGAAGCUUUACCAUCAGGGCUGCCAGGGGAAGCUGGAGAUGACUUUUCAGUUUAUAUUGAGAUUUAUCAUGUGGGGCUCCCUCCUGGGUUUUCUGACGGAGGUCGUGUUGCUUUCUACGAUGGCACAGGUGAUGAUGAUGAUGAUGGAACGACAGCCUUUUAGAUAUCAAGUAUUGGAAAACAGCUAAAGCCAAAAAGGAAAGCACUGGUCCCACCACUGGCAAUUUUAUGUAAUUACAUAUAGUUGCCAUUGAAAUUACAGGAUCAUUUUACCCCAAAAAGAUGACUGUUUCUUGUUAUCAAUACACUGUGGAACCAUUUAGGGUUUGUUAUAUUUUUGAAACGGGGGUAAAUGUGUUUUUAUAUUUGCAAGAAAAUACCUAACUAAUUAUUUGGUUCAUGUCAAUAAAUACCAAUGAAAUCAAA
This is a messenger RNA of Fundulus heteroclitus (mummichog), 1671 nucleotides long. It is a transcript of the gene tspan37, whose product is annotated as tetraspanin 37. The coding region runs from base 681 to 1433 and encodes 250 amino acids. Gene Ontology annotation, cellular component: membrane. The record is from RefSeq and is a predicted model, not a curated record. Lineage: Eukaryota; Metazoa; Chordata; Actinopteri; Cyprinodontiformes; Fundulidae. The transcript has 9 exons.